AAGCAACCGCUGCGACCUUCCAGGUCACUGUAACCAUAUGCAUAUAUGAACCAUAUCUAAAACAAUGUCCAGCUGUUAAAGACAAUCGUAAUUUUGGGGCACGUAAGCUCUCAAUGUAAGGAGCUAUGAUACUAAUGUGCAUUUUCCUUAUUUCAGUUUCUUAGAUGACUUAGACCGGCUAGGAGCAAAAGACUAUCAACCCACAGAACAAGAUAUAUUAAGAACACGUGUAAAAACAACAGGCAUCGUAGAAGUACACUUUUCAUUUAAAAAUCUCAAUUUCAAAUUAUUCGACGUGGGUGGUCAGCGAUCGGAAAGGAAAAAAUGGAUACACUGUUUUGAAGACGUAACUGCGAUUAUUUUUUGUGUAGCUAUGAGCGAGUACGAUCAAGUUUUGCAUGAAGAUGAAACGACGAAUCGGAUGCAGGAAAGUUUAAAGCUGUUCGACUCAAUCUGUAAUAAUAAAUGGUUCACAGAUACCUCUAUAAUUCUCUUCCUUAACAAGAAAGAUUUAUUCGAAGAAAAAAUUAGGAAAUCACCAUUAACGAUAUGUUUUCCUGAAUAUGCAGGCGCACAAGAAUAUGGCGAGGCAGCCGCCUACAUUCAAGCGCAAUUCGAGGCGAAAAACAAGUCGACAACCAAAGAAAUCUACUGCCACAUGACCUGCGCCACGGACACGCACAACAUCCAGUUCGUGUUCGACGCCGUUACUGACGUCAUCAUAGCUAAUAAUCUGCGCAACUGCGGCCUCUACUAAACCCGCGCAUGCGCUUCAGCAACCCCUACUCGGCUUCCUAAUGCGGCGGCAGACGUAGGGGCCCCCCAAGGGCUGCUGCACCUUUCGCCGAGCAUGCACGUACAAUUGCGUUUCCUAAUUUCCGACGAGCUGGAAAGUAUGGGUUUUUAUGUUAGGAUGAUGGUCGGGAAGUACGAAACCACGCCAUAAAGACGGGUCACGAUUAGCGGUCAUAUAGAAUGAUCUUUAAUGCUGCAUAGGGAAAUUCCUGAUUCUUUGCUUUCCUUAAAACGGCCAUUAUUGUUAGCUCGAAAAGGAGGAAAAUUCGUACCCACAUUUAUGGGGCAAUGAUUUUUCGCAAGUACCUAUGAAAUCAUACAAACUCCGUAGUAAUCGAUUUUAAUGAAAAUAUUAGUGAAUAUUUGGAUAUCACAUAUUUGAAAUAAAUUGCUUCCAUUGAAUGCCAACUUCAUGGAGAAUAUUGAUCGAAAUUCACCGUCUUUGCAUUUCUCUCACAGAUUUAUAAAUGACAAAUUGUUAGAUAAAGGGCACUAAAAUACGUUAAAUUACUUGGUGAAUACUCACCGUCAACUGUCAAAGGGACUUUUGCUCUUAGUGAAUGUCUCACCAGUAAAAGAAAAAUGAGAACGAAACAGCGGAGAGAACAAUGCUAUGGUAGUUAUUAAUUUGGGUUCUUAGUUACCUUUGGUACUCCGAAGAAUUUUGGUAUUGGUUUUUGAAGAACUAACCUCAUUUAUUGUUUGAGUAGUUUUGGAUUUAGCACACUGCAGUUUACUGGCUCUGCAAUAGAGUGUUAUUGUGCAGUUAGAAGUUUUUUGUGACGGGGAUCGUUGGAGGAAUGGUUUCCUUACGAAAUCAGAAAAUCUUGAAUUUUACCAAAAAAAUUACACAAUUUGCUGAACCCACUAUGAAUAUAACGCUUUUAAGUUGGCGAAUGUCUUGGUUGUUCGUCAAAUAAUAUAGGCUGAAAUGACAAGCUUCAAGCUUCCAAUCUACUCAGCAGAUAGCGGAAUAAUAUGUAAAACACUUGUGAAUAUUAAAAACCAUAUACAUAUUUAUAUGGCAUAAACCGUGAAGUGGUAUUUUACAGAAUAUCAUAAAUCCCAGCCCAAAUGAAACUAAAUAAAGAUUAAAUAUUCGCUUUCUAGGUCAUUCUUAAUGAUCCGCUAGUCAUGAUUGGCCUUGUAUAUUGAAAAACUGUACCAAAGUUGAGUGAGACGUUGAAAAUGUGUUCUUUUUUGUUAUAUAUAUGUAUGCGUUAUGAUAGAAUAUGUAAACAAGUAAUGAUUUUUAUGAGUUUGGGGUGUUUCAUAUCGAUCUCUUAUAAGAACUAUGUUUAAAAGGUUUGAUAAUCGCUGAAGAAAGCAAAAUAUGUCUGAAGCCGAACUUUGAAUCUUUCAAUUACACAGGGUGUCCCAGAAAUAACACAGCAGAGUGACACGGGAGGUAGAUUGGCUUUAGAUCAAUCAGAUAAAAUCAACAUGACCUUAGUAAAAGUUUUCUAGUCUUAGAGAUAUUGCCACUUUUAGGUUUUUUCAAAAAAUUGCUACUUGUUGCUCCUAUUUUGCCUGUUAUGGCUUUUAAAAACUUUUAACUUAUGAGUUUUUUCCUGGGAUACUAUUAAUAGUUGGUUGAGACAACCGAGUAUUCAUUUUAUUGAAAACUAGCACGGUAUGCUAAAAAAAAUUAAUACAUUUUGUUUCAAUGUGAAAACAUUUACUAAAGUUUAACUAAUUACUGUGAAAAAAAUGUACCAGACUGAAUGAUCUUAAAAACUAGCCUAUUUAAGGCCCUUUUAAAAAUAGUACAACAUUUGUAGGUUCUUUCUAAUAAAAAUUGAAUGAAUCGAAGUUUUGUCAUUGAAGUGGUAAUACUUGCGAAAUACUACAAAUAAAAAAUAAGAGCAGCAGUCUUUUGUAACCAAUUAACUAAGGAAUGAAACGACCUAAACAGCGAAAGAGCUAAAUAACACGUGUGUAGUACUAAUACAAGGAGCAGUACUAAAUUAACCACGCACGUGCGGUGCGCUGGUACCACUCUGUUCUUCGAGGUAACAUAAUGCUACCGACCAAUCAAUGAAUGCGAGAGAGGGAUAGCCAAUAGGUCGUUUCAUUACUCAGUGAUUUGGAUACAAAAGACGGCUGCACUUAUUUUUUAUUUGUAGUAUUUCGCAAGUAUUACGACUUCAGUGACAAAACUUUGAAUUAUUCAAUUUUUAGAAGAAAGAACCUACAAAUGCUAUACUAUUUUUGAAGGAGCAUUAAAUAGGCUAGUUUUUAAGAUCAUUAAUUUGCCGAGUCAGUCUAAUACAUUUUUUUUUCACUGUAAUUAGUCAAACUUUAGUAAAUAAAGGUUUUCACAUCUAAACAAAAUGUAUUUAUCUUUUUUUAGCAUACCGUUUCAACGAAAUGAAUGCUCGGUUAUCUCAACCAACUAUUAAUGGUCGCCCAGGAAAAAACUCAUACUUUAGAAGUUUUUAAUAGCAAUAACAGGCAAAAAAGGAGCCAAAAGUAGUGAUUUUUUGAAAAAACCUAAAAGUGGCAAUAUCUCGAAAACUAGAAAACUUUUAAUAAGGUCAUGUUGAUUUUAUCUGAUUGAUCUAAAGCCAGUCUACCAAUCGUGUCACUCUGGCGUGCUAUUUCUGGGUCAUUACAUUUACGAGAUUUAGCACACUUGUCUUGUAAAGUUGAAGAUUUCCGGGGUAGUAAUGAUUUUUUGCCUUAGUAUAUGAUAUCAAAACCUCAAGAAAGGCAUUUGCAGUAUUUGACAAAUUAAUUCAGAAUUUACUGGAACUGAGACCUAGUAUGUACACAUACAUCCAUCAUUCCCGCCUUUCUUGAUAUGUUGUUUAGAAAGAAACUGAAGUCAUUGUUUUCUCAUAAGUUGCUUCGAUGGACUUCGAAAUUGGACAAAUACUUUUGUUUCUGUUUAGUAUUGUAAUUUAGUACCCUAAAUUCAAGUGGAAUACUUCUGUUUAAUAUAAUGGUCAUAAUACUCGGGAGCAAGCAUAGUUUCUCAUAUUCCACAAAUACUUACAUAAUCGAUUAUGAUGUGAGAUACCCUUUACAUCUUUAUCAUGCUUGUGACAAAGCAUCUGAUAUCUUUCGUCUUUUCAAUCUUUCAGAUUUCAUCUUGCACAAUGUUUUUUUGGUGAAUACGCACAUUUCUUAAGCCAAUACUUUUGAUCAAAAUUUGUACAAAUAUAAAAGGGCACAAUAUUAAGUUUCACAUGUCUGUUUCUUGCACAAAUACCAAAAAAAUAAACAUGAGUAACGUGAUUUAGUUUUCUGUAAAUUAUUGUGUAUAAAACUGUGCCAUUACAGAGAUUGCAUUUAUUGACAUAUUAUUGUAUUAGCUUUUUUAAGUUGUUUUCUUUUUCUUUAAAAAUAUUUUUGUAAGUUUAAGUAAUGUUAUUUAUGUUUAUAGUUUUAACAAGAUGAAACUAACUAAUAUAUAUUAGAUUUAGUUGCAGACUAUUUUCUAUGUAUGUAUUAAGGUGCCUCAAAGGUAUUAAAUGAGGUUAACCGCGUUCAAUUUGAGGUUGCAUUCGUCUCUGUACGUGCAUCAAACUGUCGACGCACAUUUCUAGGACUAUCAAUAAUUUUGAAAUAGUCUGCCAUAGUUAUAAAAAACUUCACAAAUACUUAGAGUAUGACCGGGCACAAACUAACGUUUUGAAAAAUGCCACAGCAUGAAUAUGUUUUUACAAAAAAACCAUGGGCUAUUAAUCAUACAACUUAAUCUUUGUUCUGCUGUCUUCAAGUUAUGACAAAAACUACAAAAUGUAUUUGUGAGCUUCAUGCCAACACUAUGGUAUAACCAUUUUGAAACUAAUGAUGACCCUAAAAAAUAAAUUACCUGGCAGAACUUACAGUUCAUUUAAAAAUCAUGUGUGAGAAUGUGCGUUAAGCCCCCCAUACACGUGCGAACAAUUUGCGCUAACUCGGUGUUUGUACAAACGCCUGUUUGUACAAACGCUGGCACAUACACGUAGCAAACUGUUGCUAAAACAGGGAGGAAACUGCCUGACACAAAAUUUGCACAAACCGUACCAUACACGGUCAAAAAACUACUCGAACAACGGGUGUUUGCACAAAUUAUUUCGAUCCUGACCGAUUUACUCAAACAGUUUGCACGACCACUCAAACAGCCCCAUAGACGGUCGAACCUUUUGCACAAACACCGAGUUUGUGCAAGUUGUUCGCACGUGUAUGAAGGGCUUUAGAUCAGCCCUGAAGUUCAUCCAUUUGAACUCUUGCUGACAAGGUAGACAUACUAUUUGUGCUAACAAUGAGUAAGUUGGUGUACAGUUUAAGAGCUAGAAGGUCUUGCAUCCAGCUGGUACACGUCAGGUGAAUAUUUCUGAAUAAAUGAGCAUACUGAAGCUGAAAAAGACGUAAAGAGACAUAACUGCAGGAGGAGGUUGACAGUGAUCCUCACAUCCAGAUGGAAAUUCUCGUAGGUCACAUAGAUGUAAAGGCUGGUAUAUUUGGCAAAAUCUUCUUUAAAAUGUUCCAUUCAUGUUUGUGCAAGUUCAUAAAUUAAUCAGUAAUUAUCAUUUGAGCAGACAUGGUGUUCACUCUGGAGGUUGAUAAAGAUCGAUGAUCAAGUGUCGUAUUAUCUUUUUUCAGUAUUUUGUUCAGAUCUCAGGCAUUGCAUGAAAAUGGAUUAAUUGUUCAAAUGAACUGUUUGUUUUGUCUGACAAUCUGUGGUAUGUUGCGUAUAGAACCAAAAUACUACUUUCAGCUCAAGUAGUUUUUCGAUAAUAUCAUUUGAUCAUGUUUAUAAAUAUUCUAAUUAUAUUACCUACUUGUGUGUAAUUUUAUAUUUUUUGAUAUUGUAUAACGUACCUAGUAUGCUAUACGGUACAAAAAAUAUAUGCCACCAAAUCAGGAAACUAUAAGGACCUUUACAAUAGAUUAAAAUUAUGAUUAAAAAUAUACAUUAAAUGUGUACAUAAAAUUAUAUGGCGCUUUACAGUAAAAGUAGCUUCAGUAACAUUUAGUAGAUAAUUCAAAUGGUUUUAUUUAAGUCAUUGAAAGCAGAUGGUUAUGUCGGGUUUCAAUGCUAAAGUUGAGGGCAACCUUACCAUUGGUAUUGCUCAGCGGAAUGCUGUAUUCUUGAAAUUGGUUUGUAUUUGCUUUGUUGAUUAUAUCAGUGACAAAAAUAUACAAGUCAUGAAUUAUCGAAACAGCUUUCUCAAAAAGAUACAAAAACACCGAUCAGAAAAUCCGCAAAAAAUCUAGACAUUGUUGUAGAAUUAUUUGAGAUUUUUUUAAUAAAAAAGCCGAAUAUUCGUUCUCAUAAUUCCAACUCGACAAAUUCACGUAAAUUUCAUAUGAAUAGAAAAGCAUUCUUUGAUUGAGCAUGAGACAAACUGAAUGAUGAGGUGCCAAAGCUGAGCAACGACUCGAUAUAAAAACACGCUGAGUUAUACAUGCAUUUUUAAAUGAUACAUUCCUAAAAUAUUUUGUAUCUUCGACCACAUUUACUUUUUAAUCAUCUAAUUAUGUGAAAUAGGUACUGCUACAGCCAUUUCCGUUACAAAAUACAUCGGAUACAAUCAUCCAAUCAUGCUGUUAUAAAGUACAUGAUGGUACUAAUGUCACUUGUGAAAAGAGCAAUUGAAAUUUUUGCAAAAACAUCCAUUGUUCGACUUUUUGAUUCAUAAGUUUCAAGCAUUUAAGACCAUGUUUGUCAAAGCAUAUUAACCUAUUUGUAACUGUUUAUCAUAUAACUUGUAAACUAGUAUAUUUCUACAACUUACAUGUAAAACCAAAUUGGAAAACGUGACAUUAGUAGUGUUAAUCUUGUACAAAUACACUUGACAUUUUAAAAAAAAUUAACAUAAAGUACAUGUAUAUAUAGUAUUAAUUAGUGCUCUUUAUGGCCAUACGCAAAUAUCAUCUUUAAAGACUGAAGGUGGUAUGUCAUCCAAAAUGUCUAUUAUCUAUGUCAAGUUGGAGACUCGUUUUAAUAGAUGUGUUAUGUAGCCUAUUGUGUAAUCGAGCUAUUUUUGAUCAUGGAGCCUGUUUAAACUUAGGACUAAGUUGUCGUCUUUUCUAAACAGGGUGAAAGGUUCCAAUUAAUGGUAAUAUGUUUGCGUUCUUCCAAAUCUCUAUAAUCAGCACGCUCACCAAAGAUCCCACGUUUUUUCAGUGAUUAUUAGCAGGUUGUCUUCGCUCAUGCGCUUUUUUCGUAAAUAUAUCUGUAACCAAUUAUGAUUGUUUCCUGGUCUAUAAGAUAAACUCUAUGACGUUUAAAGGUCUGCAACCUAAAAUAUUCUUUGAACUGUCAACUGAGAAAGUUUUUUAAUCUAAUUCAAGUUCAUUCCUUUUAUUGCAAACCUUCGUUUUUCAACACUGUUUAAAAGCUAGUCCAACUGAGUAGAUUAUUAUAACCUUCAUUUAUCUGUAAAACAGUCCUGAAGAUCGUUACCACUAUGUAUUUUAUGUUAAUUUUGUGCCAGAGAAAUACAGUCAAGUUCAUUGUGUAUAAAAAUAGAUUUGUAAGUAUUCAAUGUUUGGUAGUGUAUGGAGUUUAACAAUAAUUUUUCUAGUCAACUUUAUUUUCUAUUCGUAAUCUUCGGCAUUAUAACAUUUUUGUAAUUUAUUUCAAAAAAUAAAUCGGUCAUAUUAGUGUAUGAUUACUUAUUGUUUAAAUGUCACUUACAUCCGUAUCUCUGUGGAAUACACGUCAACGUAUAGGCUUCAGCGUGUAUUUCACAACAUCUAUAUACAGAUUGAAGAGUAGUCCAAAGUGGACAUAUAUUUCGAGGGUAUGAUUCAUAAUAAUUUAGAAAAACCCUGACUUGAAAUGAUCAAUAUAUUUAGACAGAUGUGUUCCAUGCUUAAAUGGACAUAGUCAAAUGGUAGGAAGUAUGUCUGAAAACAAAAAAGUUCUGAAUUCAGUUUUUCCUGAUAUCGAUGGUCUAGUCUCAAAACCCCGUAUCUAACAUUUGACUACUUUUUCAGAAAACGCGAAAAGCAUUUUUUUUUAAAUAGGCUCAUCCCGCGAACUAUAAAAAAUAACACGUAUCAAAAAUUAGAUUGUUGUUUACAUGUUUACUUUUAUCAUAAAUAAUGAAUCACAAAUUUUGAUUUCAAAAGACGAGAAUAUUCAUUAAUUACUGACCUGAUAGCGCUGACAAGCAAAAUAUUAUACAUAGACCAAAACGACUAGAGAAAGAAAAAUCUUGAACCUUAGAAAAUGAACAGAGCAUUGAUACUACCUGGUAUGGCAUUAGCUGUAACUGAUACCUGUUAUUACAGAUAGUUGGGUAAGAAAGCGUUCUACGAGCGUAAAUUACUGCUGAUCGUUUAACUUCAUAGCUUAGUGCUAUGCAACCACAGAUACCAAAAACUCAAUUUUUUAGAUUUUGAUGACAUGCUGUAUUGCCACUAGGCCAUCGAUUUAUCUAGACAAAUCUGUAAUAUCACAUAUCAAUUUCGAACCGAUUUUGUUAAAAUUUUGCAAGAUAGCAACAUUACCUAGGAGUAACGUAAAACUAGGCACUAGAAAAGUCCAGAGUCGGACUCGAUCUUUUAAUUUUUUUACUUUUUAUCAAAAUCAACACCUGAAUAUUCAAAUUAAAUAUGUAUAAAAAUGCCAACAAAUGGUGCCAAUUAAUUGGCAAAAUAAAUUGAUUGUGCCUCUUUUGGUUAAAUUUUUUAUUUAUUCAAAUAUCUGAUUUUUAGCAAUGUACGUGGAACAAAACUCAAAAUUUCAAGUAUUAUCAGCUUGGUUUCAUUCACAUUUUACAAAAUAUUGUUUAAAAUUGAAGUAAAGAUGUUUUGGGAACUGUGGGACGGAUUCAGUAUUUUUGUUUCCUUGUAUUGUGUUAGGUGCCCUGCAAAUUAUACUCUGCUUUUAUUAUUAUUUGCAGAAAAAAAAGCAGCACGUGAUAUUCGUAUAAGAGAAAAUUAGUGUUAUACCUACACCCUAUUUAUGUUCCCAAAUAUUUUUUUAGUGAUUUAAUUUUAAUUAAUGAUACUGAAGAUCGCGAGUUCUUGUUAAAAAGGGAACGGCACUUGAAUGCAGUUCGACUAAAUUUGACCUUCCAGAAAAACUUGAGUUUAAGUUAAACAAUCACAAAAACGUAGUAUGCAGAUCCGGACUUGAAAUUUAAUUGUGUGAUGUACAUGCAUUAUGCAAUAAAAUCUCACCUAGGGUUGUGGUGAGGACAGGUAAAUACAACUAUGUUGAUAAUAGUUCGGACCUGUACCGGUUUUUCUGCGUUUUCAUGAUAAUCUUGAAUUGGUCCCGAGAGAUAAAAUUAAAGCAUUUGCAUAUUAAAUCCUAUUUCCCUUUAAAUCAUGACUCAUGUUGUAUGACAUCAGGUGAUGGGAUAAAAUAAUUUAAAAGAUUAAUGAAAAAAAAAACAACAGGUUGCACAACAUUCAUUUUCCCUAUUAUUUGUAUCACAUAUUUAUUGCGAAAUGUAAACUUACAGCACAUUGCACUUCAUAUAAUACUUGAUUAAACAUUUUAUAAAAUCCUUACUUGACCUUGAUCUGACCCUGGGAUUUUGAGGUCCCAAAACAUCUUUAGUUCAAUUUCAUUAUUUUAUAUAAUGUUGAUGAAACCAAGUAACCCUUGAAAUGAAUGUGUCACAACUGCUAAAAAUAAGAUAUUUGAAUAAAUAAAUAGUUUUAAUAAAAAAAACUAAAAAGGCAAUCAAUCUAUUUUGCUAAUUAAUUAAAACCAUUUAUUGGCUUAUUUUUGAAUACUCAAACAUUUCCACAUACAGCCAAAAAGGUGUUGAUUUUGAUGGGAAGAAAUUGUAAAAAAUGCGACAGGGCCUUGACUUUUUAACCGUCCGUCUAGUUUUGCGUUACUCUAAGGUAACUUUGUCAUUGUGCUAAAUAGCAAAAUCGGUCCAAUAGUCCCGGAAAUAUGCGAUAUUAAAGAUUUGGCGUAUUUAGAUAAACCAGCUGUAAAGUCUUAGAACUUUUUGUUUUCAUAUAUGAAAAAGGUCCAUACUACCUACCUCUUCACCAUGUCCAUUUAAGUAUGGUUUUUAGCGUUGUCGCGCAAAAAGGUGAAAAGAAUAAGAUAUGUUUUACGACCUUCAAUGUCAUAAAAAUUAGUAAAUGUCCUGGUUCUGGAAAUGGCUGUGCCAUAUCAAAGCUGAUUCGAUUGCAGCGAGUAAUCUUUAUGUAAGAUAAAAUCCAAUCUAUAAACCCCUCGUCCGCUGUAUAGUAUCGAUAAAAAACAACAUACCAUAACUCUGAACUGGAGCAAAACUCACAAACAAUAAAUGUCGAAUCUGUAUUCAUUCUUUUGCAGCUAAAGUUAUCUAACCUUCGCGAAACAGUUUUGCCUAAAAUAUUUUUUGUUUGAAUGGUUGGAAUUUAGUGGAUAUAUAUUUGUUAUAUGAGCAGGGAAAAGCAUUGCAUUGCCAUUCAUUAGAAUUGUCGUUUAAACAUAAUGAUUUUCGCCGUUUCCAUCACUGCAUCUCUCAAACCCUUAAUGUAAUGCUUUUUUCAUUAUCAUUGACUAAGCUUACUAAUAUCCUUGAAUUUUAAUCCAUAGCACCUGAUACAAUAAUAUAUACACUGUUAAUGUUUAUCAUUCUACAGGAAAGUUGGAGAGAAACAAAUUGGUAUGUCUAAACAAGUUUUGGUUUGGUCAUCAAUUACAGCCCCCUUAUUAUAACGCUAGGCAGAAUGACGUUUCUAUGUUUGUUUUUCUAUCAGAUAGUGGGAUUUUAAAAUAGCUCCCACAACACGUUUAUGAACGAUCUAGAAUCAAACAUUAAAACUAAUAUUGUAUUAAUUUAUCAUCAUUAUUGAAUAAGGAACCUUAAUACUUUGCACUUCGAACGUGAUUUUCGGAGAAGUUUUUAUAGCAAAUGUUUUACCUGUGUGCGGAAUGGACUUUUCAAAGGACGUUUAAGUUUAUCUGACAAACCUGAAGAUUUUCGUAAAUUCCGGAUAUUUAUACCUCAUGUUUCAUGAAGAUUGUUGACAUUAUGGUUCAUAUAUGUUACCCAUUCCGUUUCAAAUCAUAGUUUUAGAGCUUAUACAUUGGUGAAAAUAGAUACGUUAAUCUGUCUAACACUACAUAAUAAGUGCAUACUAAAUAUGAAUCUGCUUUAAAUCGAACCCAAAUUUUCGGCUUUCGGUUCUUCUGGUUAUAACCUUCCUCUUUAAAAGUUCCACGUGAGAAACAAUAUAUUUAAAAAUGGAACCACUUGUCAAGCAAAAUCAUAUUUGGAAGAUUGUCAUCUAGUAUCACUCCCAAGAUAAAUAAUAGCAUCACUAUCCAGAAAGGAUAUGAAUCGAUUAGAUUAAUUUCAUUAAUAAUCCUUAAUUUGAGAUAUUUUCAAAAACAUUAUUUUGUUGUUCUGAAUGACAGGAGCAUAGGUUGUGCAUAUCAAAAUUUGGAUAAGUUUGAAUAAUUCUAUAUCGCGUAUAUGCACAAGCAUUGACCUGUAUAAUGUAUAAAAUGGAUAUAGGAGGAUACCAUUAUAGAUGAAACACUAGAGAGAGCGGUGUAUGUUUCCAAAUAUCAGUAAAUGUAAAAUUCAUAAGCUGGAUUUUAUUGUUACUCUCAUUGUAUGUUUGUUUCUCUGUGAUGUGAAUACGAUAAAUAAAUUUUAC
Molecule: messenger RNA, 11361 nt
Organism: Acanthoscelides obtectus
Lineage: Eukaryota; Metazoa; Arthropoda; Insecta; Coleoptera; Chrysomelidae
Source: the annotation of a GenBank genome assembly